GAGGUGGGGUAGGGAGAGCGGGGGAGUCGCAGUGUUUAUUAUGAUGCUGCCAUUGGCUUCAGUAUCAACACCAGGUAAGAUGGCGGCCAGUAUUAUGGCGAGUUUACAGGGUUGCCAUGUGGUGCGGGCCGGUGAUUGCGAGCCACGGAGCUCGCGGCUGCCAGUUGAGGACACGCCUCCGACCGCAGCGAGUGCGGGGUGGUUAGCUACCCGAUCGAAGCGCUUGAUCCCAACAAAAGUAUAUUUGCUCGUGGCUCCUCCUCGCAUGCGACCAGUGGUAUCAUUCCUCGACACCCCGCCUGUCACACAGUUUGUCUCCGUGUCAUCCUCGCCGCUUGCAUCGAUGCUUGCCGAUGUCCCCGUGCAAAAGAACUCAAGCAAUUCCUCGGUGGUAAGCCAGGUUGAACCAUGUCCCCUCAGCGGUCGUUCCUGAUCUGAAAACAAACUUUUGUUUGCGGAAAAAUUGUGACUACUGAAGCGCCUUACAGGGAGAUUAGUCAACUGAAUCAUCGCCUUAGAUGACCACCACGAUGAAGGUCCCAAUUGUGAUUCACACUGUAGCUCCAUCUGCAAGGACAAGCAGAUUUGUAUCAGCACCAGCUGCAGUCACAAAGACAAAACACCUGGCGAGCCGCCUCCAACAGAACUGGAUGGCUCGACAUCCCAAUGACACCUGCAGCAACGGGUGGGUGUCUCUGGAUGACAGCCUGACAAGCCUCAGCUGGCUGCAAAACCUAAACAUCUUGAAGAUCUCGACGCCCACUUCAUCCUCCGGUCCCAGUGCAGCCGUGCAGCAUGAUCACAAGUCUAGCAAAAGCAGGACACCGUCUCCUGUCAUGCACAUACAGGUGGGGAUGGCCAAUAUGGUUCCCAUCAAUCCUAAGUUUGAGUCCCGACUCCCACUGGCAGACACCCCUCCUAUGUACAGCACAUCCACCACAGGGCUAGAGGACUACAGAACAAACCCUUACAUUAAACCACCCUUUUCAUAUGCUACUCUCAUCUGCAUGGCAAUGAAGGAAACAAAGAAGCAAAAGAUCACUCUCUCGUCUAUAUACAACUGGAUCACAGAAAACUUCAUAUACUACCGCAUGGCAGAUCCCAGUUGGCAGAACUCUAUACGCCACAACCUGUCUCUCAACAAGUGUUUUGAAAAGGUUCCUAGACGAAAAGAUGAACCAGGCAAAGGGGGAUUUUGGCGCAUCAAUCCAGAGUAUAGCGACAUGAUAGAGAAUGGAAUCUUCAAGAAGAGAAGAGGCAGUAGAGACUCCUGCCUUCUGCCCCCAUCCAAACGAGUGCGGAGAGAUGAUGAUGAACUUCUGGUGGCUGUGAACAGUAUCAAAGGUGUGCGAGAAGACAAACUUCUAAGCAAUGGUUCAACAUUGAACUUCAUUGCACAUGGGGAUGAUGAAGAGGACUCAUUCAUGCUACAGGGUGACUUUAACUGGACAGCCAUUCUCAACCAGGACAUUGACAUUGGGGGUACGCGUGUAAAGACUGAGCACAUCAUUGACGGGGAUGACUCUGGUCCACUGGUGGCCAUGAGCCCACCUUCAUCAGAGACCAACUCGGAUGAUCUGGGACUUGAAGACCUCUUUUCACAGACAGACAUUUCCAUGAAGGUACAUUUGGACUGCACCACUCAAUAUCCCCUCGAUCUGACAAUUACAGGCACAGGAAUUCGACCCCCUCAGUGGUGGGGGGAUAACCUUUUGGGAGGAAUAAAGAUGGAGCCACAAGAUCUGACAGAACACUGCAACGGGCUUCACACACCUGUAGCACCUUCACCAAAUGGUGACAGAGAAGAUUUAUGGGGAAACCCCUCAGACCUGGAUGGCAGCAGUGCUUUUGACCUUGACAAUUUGUUUGACAUUGGAAAUAUACCCAGCCCCCAGAUGCUGUAACACAACUGAGUUGUUAGAUAUUCAUGUGUCCAGUCAGUAUCCACCUAGAAAAAGCAAUAUUGAUUUGUCAGAUAUUUAUGUGCAAGGUUCAUUCAGGUUCUGGUUCAACGUUUUAGCAACAUUUCAAAUGAGCAGCAUUCUGAUUCCAGUCUAAGUAACAACAAAAGGUUUUAUAAGAAAUUGCAAUUCUAGCCAUGUUGCAGUUUUAUUGAGGUAUUCAACUCAGGUAAAUAUAUGUCUUUAAAAAACCAUUCCUGUGGGAAAUAAGGCAGUUUUUUUCCAGGUCAGCAGAUGGUGAAGAGAAACAGGCAUCAGCCCACCUGAUAUUACAUCUGCUAUAAAGAAAAUGGGUUUUCAAGAUAAAAAAACUUUGAUCUAUAUCAGUUUACAAUAUGUGUACACCAUAACCUUUGUAAAAGCAUAUGCCUUUAGUUUGUGUAUGUUUAAACCUGAAAAAUAGAACUGUUGGCUGAUCAAGUAAUUCUGAAUCCAAACUCUUUCAUGACAUGUCCUUGGUAUAAGGCUUGCUGAUUUGUUUUUAUCCUAACCCCAUUCUUUUCUUUGUAUGUGAUGAUGUUAAAAGUAUGAUGUGUAAGUAGCAGAAGUAACUUAUUUUUGUGUGGCCAGUAUCAUUUUGUCUACUUUUUAUUUUUAUCAGAAGAAUAAGAGAGAGCUUAUGCCAUGUACAUAAUGAUUAGACUUUGAAAAUUGUUAUCCUCAUGCUUCUGACAGGAAACAAAUUAUUACAAGAUGAAAAGGGUAUGUACAGCUGAGGCCGAUUCAAACACUUCAUUUUUAUACUGAAGAACAGAAUCAUCUCAAAUAGAUAAACUGAAUUUUUUAAAUAUUCUUUUUGUGGUACACAAAAUGUCUUUUCUGUUCAAUUUCAGUUUUAGGAGCUUUAUUUUAGAUGUUGUACUGAUUCAAAAGAUCAAUACUGAACUUAAGGUUUUUAACCCCCUUCUGUGAAAUAGGCUUCUAGAAAGUUUUUUUUUAAAAUAGAAAUUUAAGACUAAUGUACAUCUUAUUCAUUUUAUAUCAUAAGAGGAUCUGUUUUAGACUCAUCAUACCAUACAGCAUUUUGGAACUAUGACAAUGGAGAAACCAAGGAGUCAUAAGCUAAUGUCUUAAUAUAACCUGCUCUUGCCUUUAUUUCGAAUGUCUUUCACGCACAAGCACACUCAUACUAAUAUGUAAAGAACAGUGCAGAAAUAACCAAGGAGCAUGCAGUGUGUGGUUUGCAUAAAUGACCUGCUGUCAGCCACUGCACCAAUACCUGAUUUGAUAGCCGAUGGCAUCUGCACGAAGGGAGGGAAUAGCAUGUAAGCAAAGAACCUAAACCUAACAAGAAAAGUAAUUUGUUUGAAUGCAAAUUAAUGCACACAAGUUAGAAUGCAGUAUAAUGCUUUUAAAUAGGGAAAAAAGGAUGUGUUGUUACAGUCAGAGUUGAACAUACAUGGUAGACUUUUUAUACUCCGUUCCAUUAAGACACUUUUGAAUUGAGCAGCUUGUUGUUUGAUGUGUGUUCAUAUUUUCAAUUGACAGAGACCUUUAACAGUAUUUGCAGUACCAUUAACUGGCAUAUUUAUCUGUGAUAGUUAUUCCGUCCUACCAUAUGAAAUCACUUGAUAAAUAAUUUUUUACACAUGGUGAAGUUAAUCUGCUGCACUUUUCUUAAAACGGAAAACCAUUUUGAAGUGUUUUGUUGCUCAUGUGUGCUGUUCCUCAAUAUUUAGCAGUAUUACAAGCUAAAAAGGCCUUAAUAUUUCUGUGGCAGUGAGUACCUGACACAUCCAAUAUCCUGUUACUAUAUUGAAAUCAGCAGGUGUGACUGCUGGUAAAUAUUAUUUCUCCCUCCAGAUAAUUUGCCCUAUUAAUUUUUUAACAUCAGGGUAUUUGUUCUUAUCCUGCUCCAGAAUUACUGCAGUAUUCAUUAGUGAAGGAACAUUACAGGUAUGCUGAAUGAUGAACUGCAGGUGGUGAUUACCCUAGGAUCUGCAGCAACCAGAAGGAGAAAUAAGGAUAUUUUUAACAAAUUUCACCUGAGUUGCCUCAAAUGGAUAAUAGAUUCUUUACAGAGAGAAAGGAUGGCAAAUUCAGCUGUUUGCAGGUUUUAGGUUCUAGCCAUUUCCUAUUCUCAAAGAUAAGACUUUACAAAUCUAUUUAACAUCAAUCUCUGAUUAAAAGUCAUGUGUAUCUGUCUCCAUUUCAGUCAUUCUGGUUAAAUUGUCUUUUGUGACUCUCAAAACAGAACUUGAUAUGGGCUAAGAGUCAGAAAAGAACAUACCAUUAUGCCUACCAAAAAAAAAAAAAAAAAAAAAAGCCAUGUUGAUGUUCUUGAACAUAUGCCUUUUAUGGAAAGUAAUAUUUCUUGCAAGUUUACCACUUACACUAUUUUUUUUUAUUUUUUUUUUUGGUCAUGGCAUUUUAAUGUCAUCUGACCAUAAACUAGAACAUCCAUUACCAUGCUCUCAAAAUGACACGUCAUUUCAGUUUUACUUGUUAAAGUUUGCGGUUGUGUGGACUGUGAUAAUUCCAAUACUUGACCAGUAUUAAAGAUCAUUCUUUGCUUUCUUUA
This is a messenger RNA of Pomacea canaliculata, 4482 nucleotides long. Its product is annotated as forkhead box protein J1-B-like. Bases 519 to 1904 code for a protein of 461 amino acids. The transcript has 3 exons. Gene Ontology annotation, biological process: regulation of DNA-templated transcription. The record is from RefSeq and is a predicted model, not a curated record. Lineage: Eukaryota; Metazoa; Mollusca; Gastropoda; Architaenioglossa; Ampullariidae. Gene Ontology annotation, molecular function: DNA-binding transcription factor activity; sequence-specific DNA binding.